Messenger RNA from Nomascus leucogenys (northern white-cheeked gibbon), 821 nucleotides. It is a transcript of the gene SNTN, whose product is annotated as sentan, cilia apical structure protein. Gene Ontology annotation, molecular function: protein binding; transition metal ion binding. The record is from RefSeq and is a predicted model, not a curated record. Lineage: Eukaryota; Metazoa; Chordata; Mammalia; Primates; Hylobatidae.
CGAGAGAAUGGGUGGCUGUAUGCACAGUACCCAGGACAAAGCUCUCCACUUGGAAGGGGAUCCCAAUCCUUCUGCAGCCCCAACAUCCACCUGCGCACCUAGGAAAAUGCCCAAAAGCAUUCCAGUAUCCAAACAACUGGCUUCAGCGAAAGCUCUGAGGAAGUGCUCAGAUCUGGAAAAAGCUAUUGCCACCACUGCUCUGAUUUUCAGAAAUUCUUCUGACUCUGAUGGUAAACUUGAAAAAGCUACUGCCAAAGAUCUGCUGCAAACCCAGUUUAGGAAUUUCGCAGAGCUCCCCUUCACCUUCUACCAUGAGUGGAAGCAGUCUGAGGUCCUCACCAGAUGCAGAUGCCUGAUCUUGAACUUUCCAGCCAUCAGAAUUGGACAAGAAACCAAGCCAAAAUACAGAGAGAUCCUUUCUGAACUUGAUGAGCACACAGAAAAUAAGCUAGAUUUUGAAGACUUCAUGAUCUUGCUCUUAAGCAUCACUGUCAUGUCAGAUCUGCUACAAAAUAUAUGGAAUGUAAACAUUAUGAAAUAAACAGUUUUAAACAUGCUGUAUAAAAUAAUGGCAAAAGGCAGAGUUAUUAAAACGUUUCCAACUUAUUUUUGAUUAAUUGAUUAUAUCUAUCAUGCAUCUUGAAUAGCCUAGGAUGGUUCUGAUUGCUGGUAUUCAGAUCCAAUGUAACUCCAAAUAUUUACCCAUACACUUCAGGAAUGUUUGAAUGAUAAGGUAUCUGUGUACUUUACAAUAUGAUAGAUUUGAUAUCACUGAAUAAUAAAUUGCUUUUGCUGAGUCAGUAGUGACUUAGAGCACUCUA